Haemorhous mexicanus (house finch) is the source of this 1092-nucleotide messenger RNA. Its product is annotated as proline-rich protein 2-like. The transcript has a single exon. NCBI's taxonomy places the organism in Eukaryota, Metazoa, Chordata, Aves, Passeriformes, Fringillidae. The coding region runs from base 1 to 1092 and encodes 363 amino acids. The record is from RefSeq and is a predicted model, not a curated record.
AUGCGGUACCGGAGGAAGGGGGCCAGGACGGAGCUCUCCCGGGGAUUGGCUCCGGCCCCGAGCCGUGACCGCCCCGAACGCUCCGGGUGCCGCGACCCGGCAGGGAGGGUGCUCCGUCCGUCCGUCCGUCCGCCCGCUCGUCCCCGGCUGUCCCCGCGGGCACGGAGCGGUGCCUGCCGCCCGCAGCCCGCCAGCGCAGGGAGAGCCCGGCACCGGCCGUGCCACACGCCGGACCCCGGCGGCGCGGGGCUGCGCUCCCGCGUCCCUGGCGUGCGGUGCCGGGCGCUGCCAUGGCCGCGGGGCCCUCCCGGUCACCGACUGCUCCAUCGGGAAACUUUUACCGCCGCAUCCCGGGGGAGGACGGACAGCCCGGCCCCGCUCAGGCCGCGGCAGCCUCCAGGUGCUGGCGGGGACCCGCCGCGGCCCGCGGGGGCCGUUCCGCGGUCCCGGGAGGGGCCCCCGCGCCGCACCGGCCCCUCAGCGGAGCCGCAGCCGCCCCGCGGGCCCGGCCACACCAGCUCAGCUCCCCUCGGGCCCGCCGCGGUUCCCGCCCCCGCCGAGGCACAGCCGGGCCAGCCCGGGGGCCGCAAGGUGUUGGUGCUCGUCCCGCCGCCCCCCGCCCGCCCUCAGAACCCCCCGCCACGCACCGGCUGCUCCCGGCGCGGCGGCCGCGGCUCCCGCUGCUGUUGCUGCCGAUGCCGCCGCGGCUCGGCGGCUGCCGUUGCCUACGGGUCGCUGCCUGCCGGCAUGCCCGCGCGCCGCUGGCAUAAUCCCCGGCGCGGGCGGGCCGGGCGCGGGCAGCUCCUCGCCCGCCGGCGCUGCCGCGGCGCGGGGACGGCGGAGGCGGGGGGAGGCGAGGCGGGCGGGCCGCCGCAGCUGCGGGGGAGGAGGGAGCGAGGAAGGCGAAGAGCUCCGCGCCGGCACUGCCCUUGCCCUGCCGUGGCACGGUGGCCGCGCGGAUUUAUCCGCCCGCCGAACGAGCCGAGCCCCGCACACCGGCAGCACCGGGAGCCGCCACUUCCUUCCCCGCGCCGCUCCGCGCGCCCUCAGCCGAGCGGGCGGGGCGAGGGCGUCGCCUGGCGGCCGCUGUGA